This is a messenger RNA of Penicillium verhagenii, 1077 nucleotides long. RefSeq names its product ribosomal RNA processing 1 family protein. Bases 1 to 1077 code for a protein of 358 amino acids. Gene Ontology annotation, biological process: rRNA processing. The transcript has 3 exons. The record is from RefSeq and is a predicted model, not a curated record. Gene Ontology annotation, cellular component: nucleus; preribosome, large subunit precursor; preribosome, small subunit precursor. NCBI's taxonomy places the organism in Eukaryota, Fungi, Ascomycota, Eurotiomycetes, Eurotiales, Aspergillaceae.
AUGGCAACCAAUCAAAAUGGUCUAUGUACCUACAAUGCAAACUAUGCAAACCGCGCAAACCCAAUCGCCGGUAUCAAAAAUUAUUUUUUAUCGGAACCCGCAGCUUCAUCGAACCGAUUCGCAAUUGACGACAAAAUGGCCGAUAUACAGAAGACCCCCUUUGUAAGGGACCUCGCCUCGAGCGACAAGAAAGUCCGCGACAAAGCGGUUGAAUCUCUCACAUUAUUCCUGACCUCAAAGACUGACCUCAGUCUUGUCGACCUGCUCAAGCUCUGGAAGGGUCUAUUUUUCUGCUUCUUCCACUCCGACCGACCUCUCACCCAACAAGCCCUCGCCCGCGCAAUUUCCUACCACAUCGUUCCCAACCUCCCCCAUGCCACUCUUCACCGCUUCCUGCGCGCUUUCUGGAUCACCAUCGGUCGAGACUACCACUCCAUCGACCGCCUGCGUCUGGAUAAGUACCUUUUCCUGAUCCGUUGCUACAUCGGCGUGGCAUUCAGUGUCUUCGUCAAGGACAACAAGAGCACAAAAGCCGACGGCAAGAAGCGCAAGCGCGAAGACGCCGCUAAGAAGGGCAACGGAAAGAAGCAGAAGAAGGCUGCUGCUGCCGCCGCUGCCGCCGCCGCCGCCGAGGCCGAGGCCGAGGAUAAGGAUGCCGAUGUAAAUGAGAAAUGGGCCGAUCUCGCCGCUUACAUUGAUAUUAUUGAGGAGGGACCGCUCUGCCCAUUGAACUACGAUGUUGAUCAGCCGGAAGAGGAUAUCGAGGCAGACUUCGUUCCCAUGCCACAUGGACCCGAUGGACUGCGUUAUCACGUCUCGGAUAUCUGGAUUGAUGAGUUGGAGAAGGUUCUUGAGUUUGAGGGAGAAGAGGGUGAGCGCAAGAUCAAGGGUGAUAUCCCCAUGGAACUGAUCUUGCGGCCGUUGGAGAAGCUGCGCUCCGAGAGCCCCUACAAGCCUGUGCGCACAAGGGUUGCCGAGGCGCUGGAUGAUGAUCGGUUGAUUGAGUGGGGUCUGCGGGUUCGGGUCAAUCCUGAUGAUGAAGAGGAUACCGAUGGAGAAUGGGGUGGAUUUGAUUAA